GCGCUGUAGAGACCGACGAGCUUCAAAACCACAGAGUAGAAGAAGGUUCUCCACGACUUUGACGUUUAGCAGCUGAGGCUCUCUUGACCUUCCCUCUGCAACGUGACAAACAGAAAGGUAAGAUGGCUGGACGUGUAUUUGCUAGCUGGUGGGCCAAGAUGAGCCCCUACUACACAAAGGCAUAUCAAGAGAUGUGGGUCGGUGUUGGUAUCAUGACAUACCUGUACUACAAAGUUUCCUAUGGAGGCAAGAAAGCUGUAAAAGACAAGCCUGCCCAUUGAGUUUUCCACCACGCUGACCACCUGCUAAUAAAUAAUGCCCCCAUCGUCAUAGUCCAGUAAUCCAGCUUUAUGUUUGACUUUUGUUAAUAUGGAACAAAUAAAGUUAUCCAACAUCUUUCA
Sphaeramia orbicularis (orbiculate cardinalfish) is the source of this 401-nucleotide messenger RNA. RefSeq names its product ATP synthase membrane subunit j (gene atp5mj). NCBI's taxonomy places the organism in Eukaryota, Metazoa, Chordata, Actinopteri, Kurtiformes, Apogonidae. The coding region runs from base 123 to 281 and encodes 52 amino acids. The record is from RefSeq and is a predicted model, not a curated record. Gene Ontology annotation, cellular component: mitochondrion. The transcript has 4 exons.